Messenger RNA from Pseudomyrmex gracilis, 552 nucleotides. It is a transcript of the gene mRpS17, whose product is annotated as 28S ribosomal protein S17, mitochondrial. Gene Ontology annotation, biological process: mitochondrial translation. NCBI's taxonomy places the organism in Eukaryota, Metazoa, Arthropoda, Insecta, Hymenoptera, Formicidae. The record is from RefSeq and is a predicted model, not a curated record. The annotation marks the transcript as partial. Gene Ontology annotation, molecular function: structural constituent of ribosome. Gene Ontology annotation, cellular component: mitochondrial small ribosomal subunit; ribosome. The transcript is spliced from 4 exons.
UCGCGUUUAAAGAUGGCCGCGAAAGAAGCGGGCAAAACUGCGCUUCGAUAUUUUCUUGGAACAUGUAUUCCUUCGUCAAAACAAAAUGCAGUGAAAGUCCGAGUGCCGCGAUUACAAUUCGACGAUUACAUUCACAUGUACUUCAAAGAGCAUGAGUUCGUUUACGCUAACGAUCCGAAGAAAAUGUGCAAGACCGGUGAUGUGAUCUUGAUAAAGGUAUUACCAGAAAAACUGACACGCUUGAUCUCACACGAGGUUGUCGAAGUGGUAUAUCCAUUAGGUGACAUCACAGAUCCAAUUACAGGAAAGAAAGUUAUUCAACAUAGAUACAGAGAUGAAUUAGAUGAGGAAGAUGAAUUGUAUGGCAAAAGAGAAUCAAGAUUCGAUUAUUCGAAAGCACCACGAAGAGGAAGGUUAGAAAAUAUUCGAGACUUCACUCAUAAGAAAAUGUAUCUAAGAUAUCACGAUGAUCCUAAUAAUCCACAACCGGACAGAAAUAGUACUGUAUAAUACGUGCGAGAAAGAUUUAAUAAAUUAAAUAUAUUAGACUUU